Messenger RNA from Zingiber officinale, 2150 nucleotides. RefSeq names its product apoptosis inhibitor 5-like protein API5. Gene Ontology annotation, biological process: regulation of programmed cell death. The transcript has 16 exons. The record is from RefSeq and is a predicted model, not a curated record. Gene Ontology annotation, cellular component: nucleus. Gene Ontology annotation, molecular function: mRNA binding. The coding region runs from base 157 to 1794 and encodes 545 amino acids. NCBI's taxonomy places the organism in Eukaryota, Viridiplantae, Streptophyta, Magnoliopsida, Zingiberales, Zingiberaceae.
UCGCGUACGGAUCACAACCGUCGCCCUAAGCUCUCUCUAAACCUCAUAAGCUCUCCGGUAGCCACCGUCCUCCGCUGCCUCCUGAGCUCCGCCGUUCCAUCUUUCCCCUAGUCGAGGAGGGAGAGAGAGACUACGCUUUUCGCUUCGCCGCCAGUUAUGGCCUCCGAUUCCGCUGCCGAUGCCUCUGAAGUCGAGAGGCUCUACGAGUUCGGGGAGCGUCUCAACGAGGCCAAAGACAAAACUCUGCAUGAGGAUGACUAUCAAGGUAUCAUAGCGGCGGUGAAGGGGCAGAGCGUGAAGGCGAAACAGCUGGCCGCGCAGCUCAUCCCUCGGUUUUUUAAGUUCUUCCCCAGCCUCGCUGCCGAAGCCAUGACCGCGCAGUUUGAUUUGCUCGAGGAGGAUGAAUUCGGGAUUAGAAUACAAGCUAUUCGAGGUCUUCCUCUCCUGUGCAAGGAUACCCCUGAACAUGUACCUAAAAUUGUUGAUGUUCUUGGACAACUCUUAAUAUACGAGGAAAAUGUAGAGCGUGAUGCAGUGCAAAAAGCCCUGAUGACCCUUCUGAGGCAGGAUGUAAAAGCUUCUUUAACAGCUUUGUUUAAGCAUAUUGAGCAAGGAGCAGAGAAUAUUCGUGAGAAGGUUAUUUGUUUUCUUAAGGACAAGGUGUUUCCUCUCAAAGCUGAACUGCUAAGGUCACAAGCGGAAAUGGAAAGAUAUGUUACUGAUUUGGUGAAAAAGAGCUUACAAGAUGUAACUGGUGCUGAAUUUAAGUUAUUCAUGGAUUUUCUGAGGAGUUUUAGCAUUUUUGGUGAUGGUGUGCCCCCAGAAAAUAUGCAAGAACUGAUUGAGAUUAUUGAAGGACAGGCUGACCUAGAUGCUCAAUUCAAUGUUGAAGACAUUGAUCAUAUUGAUAGAUUAAUUUCCUGCAUGUGUAUGGCUCUUCCCCUUUUUGUGAGAGGUGCCUCAAGCAGCAAGUUCCUCAAUUAUGUCAACAAACACAUAUUACCUGUAUUCGAUAAGCUUCCUGAAGAGAGGAAAUUAGAUUUGCUCAAGAAUCUUGCUGGAACUUCACCUUAUGCAAGUGCACAGGAUUCACGUCAACUUCUUCCAUCCAUUGUAAUGCUAUUGAAGAAGUACAUGCCUCUAAGAAAGACUGAAGAGCCUAAAUAUAAUUAUCUUGAGUGUUUAUUAUACUCAUUUCACCAUUUAGCACAUAAGACCCCAAACUCUACCAACAGCCUUUGUGGGUACAAGAUUGUUACUGGUCAGCCUUCAGACAGGCUUGGAGAAGAUUUUUCAGAGAACUACAGAGAUUUCACUGAGAGAUUAAAAUCCACAGAAGAAUUUGUGAAGAAUUCUAUGAAGAAAUUAAACCAAGCAAUGAAUAAUCACGAUAAAGCAAUGUCUUCAGCAAAGACACAAGAAGCAAAGGCGAAGAUAAAAAAUGAGCAGCAACAGACUACAUCUGCAUUACGCAUCUGCAACAAUAUACUGGCAAUGACCCAGCCAUUACAUGCCAAAGCACCUUCAUUUAUUGGAGAUGAAAAAAUAAACUUAUCGUGGAAGAAACCAGUGAAACAAUCGUCAGCGUCAGCAGCAGCAGGGGGUAAGAGAAACAUGCCUUCAAUCAAUGGGUCAAGUGCAAGCACCGGAACCAACAAAAAGGCACGAGGCGGAGGAAUUGCACAGAACCAGCUCGUUGACAGAGCAUUACAAGGUUUGUCACAAGGUGGUAGGAGAAAUGGAAGAGCAGGAAGAAGGGGAGCGCGAGGAGGAAGAGCAAGGGGUUAUCACUAAGUUAUGUAGGAAAAUCAAUCAGUAGGAUAGCUCCAGAUGAAAGUGAACUUAUCAUGCUUUUUUCUCAGCUUCAGACCAGGCAAAAACAUAGACGUUUGUUCUGCUGUUUGUAUGGUUGUAGCAGGAGACAGCACACUUAUGACUCAAGACAUGUAGAAACACAAAGAACGUGUUGUAACAUUUAUUGAUUCAUCGUAGCUCCUUUUUGUAGUGUUUUGAAAAAAAAAUUCUACUGUCAUCUUUAGUGCUUUUCGAUUCCUUUACGACUGUGUAUAUCACACAUCUUUUGCUUUGAAAUUGUUGUAAUUGGCCAAGCCCAAGUUUUGUUUGAAUGCCAUUUUUUCUCAGUUAUGUCA